AUUAUAUCCUGAGGCGGAUUGAUAUUGCGCAGUUUAUGCCGCGAACAUCCGUGUGCAAAUAGGUAGGAAGUUAGGUGCAUCUGUAUUUGGUGUCCCGUAUCUACCUAGUGUCGGACAAAGCCUUUCACAGGAUUAGCGGGAGGUGUGCAAUUGGCCUUCUCUUCUGCUGGCCAUGGGUUUUAUCGGGCGUCGCUCUUCGAAACGUACCGGUAGGAAGCCAGAUGGGAAUUGACAGAAAUGCCGUCCUAGAUUGACCGGGGGAUUCUCAUGCGAAUCACAGUCCGGUACGUAUACGGCAUCAACAGGAUAGGUAGGUACAUGCACUCCCCCAUCCACACACCUACCUACCUGCCUACUUGCCUUUCCGCAUUACCACCAUUAGAAAGAAUCCUAUAUAUCCACGAACCAUCGGCCCUUGUCGUAUCGGUUGGUGGGGAGGAAGAAAACCCAACCGACGGAGUGGCACAAGGCGAGGCCGGCCAGAAGCUCCUACGUAUUUUCUUUAUCCAAGUCGGUUCUUGGAAUCUCUCACCGGAAAAGGGGGUAGGGAAUGCGGCCGCACCCGCAGGGACGUCGGAAAAUUACAGCUGGGUUGUGGCGCGCGCAAGAAACUCGGUAACCUGGGUAAUAUUUUUGGCCAGUGCGAUAUGUCGUUAUAUCACGCGUGUGUCUGGUUGGAUCAUCUCGCAGUCCGCUGCUGCUAAGCGCAGAAGAUUCGAGCAAUCGAGAAGGGACAGACGUUUAAUAGGCGCGCCACGGUCGGAAAUGCUCAGUCGUGGGCCGACGGCAUUGGUGGCUGGUCCCGCGCGAGGUUCGGCCCCGGAUGAGUUGGUUGUCAUCUCCUACCUCCUACCUACCUUUGUAUCGACUAGGAACGACAACCAGCCAGCGAAUACGACGUGGUGUGCCCAUAACGCACGGUGCACCUUCACGAUUACAUAUUGUGCCACGGUCGCUCCGGCAUCUUCUUGCAGACGACAAGCGGUCCGGUCGAGUCGAUAUAGACGACGUAUUGAGACGUGUCACUCUGCUGACGAGUGGCCAAAAUGUGUUGCGUGUGUGUGUGCGUCAAACCCGGGGGCUUGGCGGCUUUCGAGCUUCGGUCUCCCCAACAUGAGAACGGCGAGAAAGAUACUGGCGGAUCUUGAAGAUUCUCGACACAGGGGUGAUCACUCUGCCUAUGCAUAUGCAAGCAGGAAUGCUACGACGUCUGAGGGCGGCCAAGCCGUGGCUUAUCUCCAUCUGUAGCAGAGGCAUCCACGCGAGGGCGCGCAGAGCCCUGUCCGGAGGCGUAAUCGAUAGGUCCGUAGACGGGAUCUCGACAAGAAUCACGGUGCAUACAGAUGGGAUCAGUUGGGGUAUUAGCGUAGG
Molecule: messenger RNA, 1371 nt
Organism: Durotheca rogersii
Lineage: Eukaryota; Fungi; Ascomycota; Sordariomycetes; Xylariales; Xylariaceae
Exons: 3
Coding region: 268-1248 (326 amino acids)
Source: RefSeq, a predicted model, not a curated record